UCCUCCUCGCCUUCUGGCUUUUUCCCUUGUGUUACUGGAAUAGUUUUCACCUGUCCUGUGAGCCGAAUGACCCAUCCCCAGCUGUGCACUCAGGAUAAAGUUGUGGGGCAGUCACAGCUGUGCUUCUUGGUUAGGAGGGAGGCUGGAGACAGCGAUCUGCUGCUUUUGGGGGUGUUUUGUAGUUAAUUUAGGCUCACUGUGAUUUGUGUGAUCUUGCACCCAGGUAUAUUUUAGACGCUGUGGGUAUCUAGACAAACCCAGUGAAAAGAUAUAAAGGGAAGGGAGAAAGAAAACAUCUGGAACAAACUUUUUUAAAAGCUGGGAACCCAGGCUCUGAUGUUGGAUGUUCUUCCUCUCGCCUUGGUGUGCUGGUGGCUGUUAUUACCACUUCCAGCCUUCACGGUGUGUUUUCCUGCCUGGCAAGCUCUUGUUUCCAACCUAGAGAGCAAAGAAAGCCCUGAAGAAUAAAACUUGUGGCACUGGCGAGCCUGCUGCUGCUACCUCCAGCCUCCCUGGAGACAGCGCACGGGGUGGGACUAAGGUCAGAUUUCUGUCUGAUCAGUCAUCUUGGCAGACCUGCACCGUUACAAUAGAAGUGCCCAACACCUCCUGUGUGGAGACGGCGCAGCCAGCAUCGCCGGCUCUGUCCCCAGAGCAAGGGCUCUCAGCCAGCGUGGUAUGGCCUCAGGUGGGGACAGUGGAGGACAAGGUGUGGCAGAGUGAAGGAUUAUCUUCUGGUGAUGCCAUCCUGGUGGGAUGCGUGGGAGCAGGGUUUGGAGGAUGAAGGACCUUGCUGGCUCUCUCUGCUGUGGCCUUGACAGCAUCUACAUGGAAUUUUUCAGUUGUGCCCACAUGGGAGUCGUGGCUGCUGCCCAACGGCUGGGCAGAAACAGCACCAUGGUUAAUAAUUGACUGGUGAGAUAAUGAAAUAGCCGAGCUCGCUGUUUGCUUUUCUUCCUUUUCCACUGCUACUGUAACGCUGUGCACGACGGAAUGUAAUAAACCAAAGGGCAGUUUCCAUCAGUGAGGCAGAGCUUGCAUGUGGAACUCACUUGUGCAGCUUUGACGCUUGUGGUGCGUGUGGAGCCGCCGCUGUCUCCGAGCCAUCCCGGUGGUGUGGUGGGGCCAGAUCUUUUCUGUGGAUGUAGCUGGGAUGUGGACCCAAAGCAUUAGCUUUUGUUUUCUAAAGAGAAAACUGACGGUAGACAAUCCGGUCUGGCUCUGCUUCCUGUGGACGUGCGUACAGCUCUCGAGUGUCUUCUAGGCAUUACUGGAAUGUGACUACAGAGAAAAAUGUGCUUUUCUGACAUCUCUGUUGUGGAUAUUUAAUCAGACUGUGAUUUCUGGAAAUGUUACGCCAUGGCUUCGUCUGGAGGUGAGGUAGAAAGAUGGACUCACAGGCAGGGUGGCAGAAUGGGAGAGCUGGUAGAGCCUGUGUCCUCUCCUGGAAACAGUGAUCGUCUUUCCCCAGUGAAGUCUAUCGGCAGCGUAGAUCAUCUCUUGCACCUCCCGGGAAGAGCAGACUCUGCUUACAGCUCCUUCUCAGGGGGAUCGAAUGUUCCAGAGUAUCCCACCCCAUCGUGCUAUGGUGAAAACUGCUGUUUGCCUCCAGAGCAGGUGCCGUACAUGGACUCGGAAUACGUGAGAGGUAUUUAUAAUGUCAGUGCAGCAAACUCUGAGCUCCGAUGCCUGCACCCGUACAAGGCUCCAGACCUGAGCAUCCAUAACAACUCUCACAGCACAGGCCUCGCUGAAUGCUGUGAAAGCACUCCUACCCGAGGGACUGUAAAUCAGGGACUGCUGCCUCUGGCUGCCCUUCCACCUUCUCCUCCUGUGCGACUCGAUAGCUAUACAGUCACUAAACACCUUGACAACUCGAGAGGGAGAAGCCGCUCUGGAAGUCACAGUGAGUGCAGUGUGCAGUCAGGUCCGUGUGCGCAGGACAGUCGCCUGGCAGACAGGAAUGGACCGUGGAGCCAACACAGGGAUGAAAUGGCUGAGCAAGAUGUAGUAGCUACUAGGAGAGAGAAUCUGGAAAACAACGGCCUUUCUUCCGAUUAUACAAACAGGGUGUCUAUAUCAAAAAUUCAGGGGUUAAAGAUGGAGGAAAAUGGAGAGUGGAGCCUGUCCCAACAACCUAGAAGGAGAAGCAAUCCUCAUGUUUUCAGCAGACCUUCUUCAUUCAUUUUUCAAGAAUAUUUAAAGACUGACAGCGUGGCUCAUGUCUCUAAAAAACUUUCUGCUUAUAAUUCAAUUUAUGCUUAUAAAAUUCCCAAAGAGGUGGACUUCAGGUCCCACCACACAGCGCAUACCAACCCUGGGACUGUUAAUGAUACACAGGAAGACAAACAGCAUCCCCGCAGGGAAUACAAGCCAACUUUGAGAGAAGCAGAUCUGGAAAGCGCGGUGCCGGAACGCAGCCAACAGUGCCAGCUCCGCGCCAGGUUGCAUUUAGACUUGGAUGAAGAUGUGUUUGAGGACAGUUGUGACUUAAAAUGUAUAGAGAAUACUCUUCUACUGAAAAAUGCUUCCAGGAAGCCGAACAGUUGUACAGGUGAAAAUCAGUGCUGUGACUCUGAAGGAAAAAUUGGAAGUGAUGUUAGGGAACCAGUCCUGAGUCAGCAAGCAAAAAUGCAAAGAUUGUCACAGUCCUGCAGCUCUGGUACGGUGGAAGUGGAGCAGCCUUGCUGUGAGAAGUCAGAUCAGGGAAAUAAGGAAUGCUGUGAUAAUGCUAACCAAAUGUCUUUUUUCAGACCAAAGGAAGAUUCCAAAUCUCAGUUAUCACAUGAAGUCAAGAGAGAUAAACAAGCUAAUAGGAGCAGUCCUGACCCUAGCAUGCAACCUCCUGUUCAGAAAGAUCAACCUGAAUUUCAAAAACAUCUCUUCAAGCGCCUUCAGGAUGACCUUGCUGGUGAGCAAAUAACCAGGCAGACGACUCCUAUGCUUUACUAUCUUUCUGGGGGGAAGCCCACCAACAUCCUGCACCACAACAAGCUCACCCAAUGUCCAGAGGACUCGAGGAGCUCACCAAGGGAAUUUCCAGCAAACCAGUGCUCUGCCUCAGCCCAGUGCCUGGAGGCACAAAGGGAGAGCCAUCAGCUUCAAAGGACCAACCACCACCAUCAGUGUGGUGCUGAUCAUCUCCUGCUCAAGACUGAAGAUCUUGUUCUCGAGAGUCCUGCUUCGUCCAUGGAUGAGAGUUUCAAGAAUGACUAUAUAGAGAAACUCAAAGUAGCUCAAAAGAGGGUUCUGAGAGAAACCUCCUUUAAAAGAAAAGACUUACAGAUGAGUUUGCCCAUUAGACUCAGACAGAAACCCUCUAAAAGGCCUUCAAUUGAACACCUUAGGUCUUUGUCGUUAUCCAGUGCUAGUGAGGAUGCCAAAGCUGUUCCUUGUCCCCCUUCUCAUCUAGAAUCCUUGAGCAGUUUCAAUAGAGAUGAAGAAAUUAAGAAGCCACAGGUGGUUCGAAUAGGGGGAAGAAAAAGGGAAACAAAGGAGCAAAAGAAACUCUGUUAUUCUGAGCCUGAGAAACUGGAUCAGCUGGUGGAUAAGGAGAUACCAUGGGGUCAAGUCAGGGAUGAAAUCACCGAGCAAGAUGUGGUGGCAGCUAGGAGAAAGACUCUGGAAAACAGAGGGAGGGCACUUUCCAGUUCAAGUAUUUCCAGGACGGAGCUGAAACAAAUCCAGCACACUGCACUUGUCCAAUACAUGGAACGGAAGAUUAAUCAGAGACCAGGUAGUUCACAACACCUCCCGCUGCAUAAGCCCCCCCUACAGAAGAGGUUGUCGCAUCCCAGAUGGCCCCCUGGCAAGGUUUCCAAUCCAAAUGGGAGCAGGAAGGUGCAAUACAAUGAGGUUUGCUGCCAAGUUUUUGCUGAAGAAAAGCUGCCAGAUGUUUUUCCUCCUUUGGCUUUUGUUCCCCCAUUGAACGUGUGUGAUCCCAGCUCUGGUGCUGCCGGUACAGCGCCCCAGAAGCACAACCCAUCUUCCCAGGAAGCGGAUGAGAGCUGCACCAGUAAGUGUGCUUCAGCUGAAAGUCUCCCGUGGGCAGAUGCUCCUGCGUCUGGGAGACCUCGCGAGAGAUCAAAAUCGACUCCUCCUUCCACACAGGACGCUUACAGGUGUGCCAGUGAUGCAGCGGCUCCGUCUCAGCGUUGCGAGAGCUGUCUCAGUGCCCCCAGUUUCCAUCAUCCUGGGAAGGAUGGAUGCGAGAACGGUGAAUAUAGAGAGGAUGACGUAAGUGGACGUGCGUGUUGUCGGGACGCUAAGGAGCUGCCUCCCGAAAUCUCUGUUCUUGUCCCAAGAAGCGCAGGCGAGGAAGAUGCCCGAGUUGGGGAGGAACACAGGACUAAACCUCUGACAGACAGCGCUUUAGUGCAGCGGCCAGAGCAGCAGCCCGCGGCUGCUCCGGAGCAAGCAACGCCCUGCCUUGCCUUAGCUCAGCCGCACCCAGGAGACAGAAAUGCAGCCAAAGGUGUGAUUGUAGAGGACACGUCCGUGCGCAAUAGCCACGAGGAUAUUGUCCCUGAGGGAGAGACACAGCUGCCCAAAAGGAGACUGUGGUCUCCUGAAGAUCAGCGAUACGAAAAGCUUGCUCUGGAGGUCAUUGCCAAAGACAAUUCCCUGGUUGAUAUUCUCAUGCCUCAUCCUGUUGGAAAAACUGCACUAGACCUGAUGGAGAGUUUCUUUCCUGUUAACAUUUCCAUGCUGGAUAAAUCGCGCAGAAAAAAGGGAGACGUACGGCACGUGCAGGAGAGUGACAGGAAAAAUAGUGAAGAUGUGACAGAAGAAUGUCCUGUACCUGAACAUGAUGCCAAGCAAAGGAGUGAAGAUCCUCCCUCUAAGGGGAACCAGGUCCUGAGCAGGAGCAGAGACAGCACAAGCGACCCAGAUGACAUCACGUCUAAGAAACUGGAACUCAUCCGCAGCCUCCGGUCGAAGCUGCGGGUCCUGUGGGAGGAAAGGGAGCUCGUCCUCUCUGAAGCCAGGGAGUGCGCCGAGCGAGGCGAGGAGCUGGAGGCUAUGGUGAGGGAUGUCUGCAAGCCCAAUGAGUUUGAGCGCUACAUGAUGUUCAUCGGUGACUUGGAGAAGGUUGUGAGCCUCUUGCUGUGCCUGUCCAGCCGCCUUGCCAGAGUCCAGAAUGCCUUGAGAAGGAUCGAUGGCAAUACUGAUGCUGAGGAGAAGCAAUCGCUGAACAAACGGCACAAGCUCUUGUCUAGACAGCGGGAAGAUGCAAAAGACCUGAAGGAGAAUCUAGAUCGUAGGGAAAGAGUGGUCUCUGGUAUCCUCGCCAAGUACCUGACCGAUCAGCAGCUCCAAGACUACCAACGCUUUGUUCAAGUCAAGACCUCCUUGCUGAUCGAACAGAAGGACCUCGAAGAGCAGAUCAAAUUUUUUGAAGAACAAUUAGAAAAUCUGGAGAAGAGCAUCCCUCUCUGACGCCCACAGAGCGUCCGCCUUGCACAGCAUGGUUUGUGGCGUUUCCCUGGAGAUCCCCACGCGCUCACUGCACUGGGCUCGGUUUGGGCAAGUCUUGCAGUCCUGUUGGUGCCACAGUAUUGACGAGUGCUUAGAUGCUCUGGGGAUGCUCUAGGCACACGCUGGACACCCUUCCCUGGUGGACAAGCCAACUGGCAGCGUCUUACAGCGUGUAGCAGACCCUAUUUUGGAAAUGACUGAUAGGAUGUGUUGCUCCUAUUAACUUGGCAUGUAUUUCCCCUUCUUGUUGUCUGUCCAUCUGUUUCCAGAUUGACAUAAUUUCAAUAAAAGAAUGAUGCAAAUAU
This is a messenger RNA of Cuculus canorus (common cuckoo), 5783 nucleotides long. It is a transcript of the gene SHROOM1, whose product is annotated as shroom family member 1. NCBI's taxonomy places the organism in Eukaryota, Metazoa, Chordata, Aves, Cuculiformes, Cuculidae. Bases 1360 to 5439 code for a protein of 1359 amino acids. Gene Ontology annotation, cellular component: adherens junction; cortical actin cytoskeleton; apical junction complex. Gene Ontology annotation, molecular function: actin filament binding. The record is from RefSeq and is a predicted model, not a curated record. The transcript has 11 exons. Gene Ontology annotation, biological process: actin filament organization.